CCAGGGCUUGAUUGCCACAGGCCCAGAUGCUCUGUGGUCUGCACGGGCCAAGUGGCAGGAGAGCCAGGCGCGAUGACAAGCACCCCCUCCCCCCCAGGUGUCUCACCUGGAUAUCAGGUAGCUCUGCCGGGAAGGAGGCAGCGGGGUCAGGAGGGGAGAGGGCCAGGACGAUUGUUUGGCUCAUCAGGAGGCGUCCUGAGGCUUCCGGUCUGACUCCAAGGGGUGCCAGACAAUCAGCGCAUUGUCUCCAGGGCUGCAGCAUGGAGCAGGGGAGCAGCCGGGCGGAAGGCCCCGGGCUUGUCAGUGUGAAGACCACGCCCUGCCAUGCGGGUGGGAAGGCUCCCCGCCUGCUGCUGCUGCUGCUGCUGGCACUGGCCACCGCGGGGGCCAUGGCUGGAGGGCUUCUCGGCUUUGCUCACAGCCCUCCCAAGCCAACGCUACAGAUGCUCCGUCCGACCCUCCCGAGCCCCAGGGGACCCCGAUCCAACCAAACUGAACAGGUGGACGUGGCCAGGAAAGUGGUGACCAUCACAGUGACCCCGGCUGAGAGCAACCACAGCUGGACAGUGCUGCUGGACGGGCAGAGCGGUUGUGUCUGUUACCGCCCCUCGGAGCCCCGGGCCUGCUUCCUCCACCUGAUGGAACCCCGCGAUCGCGAGGCCCUGCAGCUGCUGGUGAAUUCCUCCCAGGUAAGGCGCCUUGGGUCAGGGGCCAGACAAAGGGUCCUGUGUACAGCCGGGGCCUGGGGUGUCUGGGGCUCCAGUUUCAGGGGAACAGAAGCUCUGUCUUCCCUGGUUGAGGCUGCUGACAAGAACUGGGGCAGGGCUGGCACGCCGCCAGCACAUCCAGGGAGGCACGGGUCCUACUCAGCCGGGGGCAGCGCACGUGUCCCUCUCUGCAGCCCCACUGGCCUCGCAGCCCCGGCCGGGACACCCGCUACACCCAGGAGCUGCUGGCAGUGCUUGGGAACCAUGAGGUGGACCCUGCCCAGGUGGGGGCUCCCGUGCAGCGCCUUUGUGCAGAGACCCCCAUUUACUGGGCUCGACGAGCAGAGGGGCCCCGGAGGCAGCGGCUCCUCUACCUGUGCAUUGACAUCUGCUUCCCGAGCAGCAUCUGCGUGUCAGUCUGCUUUUAUUACCUCCCGGACUAAGCGCCUGGCUGGCCCUGUCACCAGUCCCAGACAGGGCGACCACCGGCAGCACUAAUAAACCACUCCAGCAGCCAUGAUGGUGUUG
Sus scrofa (pig) is the source of this 1235-nucleotide messenger RNA. The record is from RefSeq and is a predicted model, not a curated record. NCBI's taxonomy places the organism in Eukaryota, Metazoa, Chordata, Mammalia, Artiodactyla, Suidae.